AUGGCGGAGGCUAAGGCGCUGAUGACCAAGGAGCCGGCCCCGCAGUCGGUGCCCGUCUCCGAGCUACCCAGAAAGGUGUGUGAGGUGGCGCUGAACACGGGGCCCGACUCCUCCAGCGGCCUGACCACGUCCGGCUUCCGUACGGCCAAGUACCUGACCCACGAGUGGCACCAGAGCAACUCUGAUCUGUACAACAAGGCCUCCGCCGGUUGCGACUGGGGGGAGUGCAACCGGGCCGAGUCCAAGGAGCUGUCUGCUCAUGCGGCUGCCACUGCUCAGCGUGCUCAGCAGAGCUCCACAGCCGCCCUGGGCCAGCGCCUGCAGGACAUACACUUCUGGAAGUCUGAGCUCCAGAGGCAGAUCGAGGACCUGGAUGCCGAGACCAGCCUCCUGGCAGCACAGAAGCUGCGGCUGGAAAGGGCGCUCGAUGCCACUGCGGUGCCCUAUGCCAUUGCCACCGAUAACCUGCAGUGUCGGGAGAGGAGGCAAUCCCCAGACCUGGUCAAUGAUGAGGUGGAACAAGAGUUGCUGAAGGAAGCUGAGCUUAUCAGAAAUGUUCAGGAGCUUUUGAAAAGAACUUUGUCGCAAGCUGCUAACCAGAUGCGGUUAAAUCGAGAUCAUAAAGAGAUUUGUGAAAUGGACUGGUCAGACAAAGUUGAGACCUACAACAUAGAUGAUAAAUGUGGAAGAUACAGUAACGAGAGCACCAACAUCCAGUUCCACCCUAGUUCAGUGAAGUAUGAGGAAAGUGCCUCAACACCAGAGACAUGGCCCAAGUUCAGUCAUGACAACAUCUACAGGGCAGAACGAGAAAAACUGGCUUCCAUCAAUCUCCGUGCCUUGAUUGACAGUAUCCUUCAUGAUGUAUCUGAGGACCUGAGGAGACAAUGUGCUGCUGUGAAUGAGGCUUUUGUCAGGCGCUGUGAGGAGCUGGAUGAUGCAAAACACAACCUAGAGCAUCAUUUGAAGAAUGUGCUUAAGGCGAUUGGGAAUCAAGAAGCGAACAUUGCUGCUCUCAAAAAAGCCAUCAAAGACAAAGAAGCCCCAAUGAAAGUUGCUCAAACAAGGCUGUAUGACAGGUCUUUUAGGCCCAAUGUAGAGCUCUGCAGAGACGAAGCACAAUUCAGGUUGAUCAGUGAAGUUGAAGAACUAACGGAGACCAUUGAAUCCCUGAAGCGAAAACUGCUGGAAUCUGAACAGUCUCUGAAGAACCUGGAAGACACAAGGAUGGAUUUAGAAAAAGAAAUAGCUGUGAAAACAAACAGUAUUUUUAUUGACAGGCAGAAGUGCAUGGCCCACCGCAUGCACUACCCUGUUGUUCUUAAAUUAGCAGGUUACUAG
Melopsittacus undulatus (budgerigar) is the source of this 1341-nucleotide messenger RNA. RefSeq names its product tektin-4. The transcript is spliced from 6 exons. The record is from RefSeq and is a predicted model, not a curated record. Lineage: Eukaryota; Metazoa; Chordata; Aves; Psittaciformes; Psittaculidae. Gene Ontology annotation, cellular component: nucleus; sperm flagellum; microtubule cytoskeleton. Gene Ontology annotation, biological process: cilium assembly; cilium movement involved in cell motility. Bases 1 to 1341 code for a protein of 446 amino acids.